AUGCCUGGUGGUGGCCCAACAAUCCAUGGGUCAACCCCUUUUGCCCGUGGUGGCCCAUUAACCUUGCUGGCGGUGUCCUUGGCAUUGUUUUUUACCCGAUGGGCCACAUGUUGCAGAGAGAAGGCAGUGUUAGUGGCCGUGUACGUGGAGAGGCCAAGGAAGAGAAGGUUGUUAGCAAAUCAGCAGCACCACCACCACCACCAUCAUCACCUCUAUCUCCAUCAAGCCAAGCGUGGUGCCCACGGUGGAGGAUCCAACAGGAAAGCUGACCUUCUCAACUACUCGCGGCACCUCCGAGAGUCAGCUCGAUCAGGACAAUCCUCACCCUCACUUCCAAAUCCAAAACCAGUUUCUCACAACCAUCAACCACUUAUGACCCAGAUGAUUGCUGUUCCAAGCAAACCAAAAAAUGCAAGAGUUCCAGCUUGCCUAGGCAACUGGAAAAUCAUUAUUCCAAGCUUUCUCAGAUCUUUGACAACGUCCCAUCCUAGGAAAGAGAAGAAGAAAAGAAAGAAAAACAGUGGCUCCACAGCCACAAGGAUGAAAGCUGUCAUGAAAAGCUUUCAGGUGAAAGAGAAGAAGGGAUUUGUUUCCAAGUUGUUUGCAUCAUUACGGAAACAUAGGUGA
Molecule: messenger RNA, 627 nt
Organism: Ilex paraguariensis (yerba mate)
Lineage: Eukaryota; Viridiplantae; Streptophyta; Magnoliopsida; Aquifoliales; Aquifoliaceae
Source: the annotation of a GenBank genome assembly